Messenger RNA from Monoraphidium neglectum, 426 nucleotides. RefSeq lists its product as hypothetical. The transcript has 4 exons. The record is from RefSeq and is a predicted model, not a curated record. Bases 1 to 426 code for a protein of 141 amino acids. NCBI's taxonomy places the organism in Eukaryota, Viridiplantae, Chlorophyta, Chlorophyceae, Sphaeropleales, Selenastraceae.
AUGGAGGCCAGCGACUACAACAACGCGCUGAACUAUGACCUGGCUGUCAUCCAGCUGGCAGAGGACGUCGGCUACAAGACCGGGUGGCUUGGAAUGUCUUGGAAUCCAAAGGGUUACAAGGGCAUUAUCUACACUGCGGGGUACCCCGGUGACAAAGUCUUUGGCUCUCUGUGGUCGACCUCGUGCCGUGUGUCGGACGCCAAGGGUACAGACACGCGCUUCGUCACGAUGUGCGACGUGUGGCCAGGCCAAUCCGGGUCACCUAUCUGGAUCAAGCCCAGCAAUUCGACGUACGAGCUGCGUGCCGUGCUGACCUACGAGUCCUGCCGCUGCUGCUCCAAGGACUGCUCCUGCUGCAGCGGGAAAUUUAACGGUGGCAACGCCAUCAACGCCAUGCACUAUGCAUCGAUCCAGGCGUGGCGAUGA